Molecule: messenger RNA, 615 nt
Organism: Puma concolor (puma)
Lineage: Eukaryota; Metazoa; Chordata; Mammalia; Carnivora; Felidae
Source: RefSeq, a predicted model, not a curated record
UCUAGGUGGUUGGUUCUAGCUAUUGCCAUGGUACGUUUUUAUAUGGAAAAAGGAACACACAAAGGUUUAUAUAAAAGUAUUCAGAAGACGCUUAAAUUUUUCCAGACAUUUGCCUUGCUUGAGAUAGUCCACUGUUUAAUUGGAAUUGUACCUACUUCUGUGAUUGUGGCUGGGGUCCAAGUGAGUUCAAGAAUCUUUAUGGUGUGGCUCAUUACUCACAGUAUAAAACCGAUCCAGAAUGAGGAGAGCGUGGUGCUUUUUCUGGUCGCGUGGACUGUGACAGAGAUCACUCGCUAUUCCUUCUACACAUUCAGUCUUCUCGACCACUUGCCAUACUUCAUUAAAUGGGCCAGAUACAAUUUUUUUAUCAUCUUAUACCCUGUUGGAGUUGCUGGUGAACUUCUUACAAUAUAUGCUGCCUUACCCUACGUGAAGAAGACAGGAAUGUUUUCAAUAAGACUUCCUAAUAAAUACAAUGUCUCUUUUGACUACUAUUAUUUUCUUCUUAUAACCAUGGCCUCAUAUAUACCACUGUUUCCACAACUUUAUUUUCACAUGUUACGCCAAAGAAGAAAGGUGCUUCAUGGAGAGGUGAUUGUAGAAAAGGAUGAUUAA